Molecule: messenger RNA, 3648 nt
Organism: Musca domestica (house fly)
Lineage: Eukaryota; Metazoa; Arthropoda; Insecta; Diptera; Muscidae
Product: galactosylgalactosylxylosylprotein 3-beta-glucuronosyltransferase P
Exons: 9
Coding region: 1162-2874 (570 amino acids)
Biological process (GO): chondroitin sulfate proteoglycan biosynthetic process; carbohydrate metabolic process
Cellular component (GO): Golgi membrane
Molecular function (GO): galactosylgalactosylxylosylprotein 3-beta-glucuronosyltransferase activity
Source: RefSeq, a predicted model, not a curated record
CCUUUUCAAAGCUGAGUUUUGAAAAUUAAAAAAAAAAAUUAAAAAUUAAAAAUUUUUAUUGAUAAAAAUAAUUCAUAAAAUAUUGUGAGUGCGUGCGUGUGUGCAAAAGAAAAGUGUACAAAAAAUCAAGUACCACAAAAGAAAAACAAAAGCAAAAUGCUGAUAAACAAAUUCUAGGCUUAUCCAGUCGGAGAGAAAUAAAAUGUCAACAAAGAAGAAAAACGACCAUUUGAAUAUGCUGCUGAGGUAAAUAGAAAUUCCUGGACCCAGAAUAUCACCACUGAGGAUCAACAACAGCCAUAAACUUGAACUAUUGCCAAUGUUAUUUUUCAGAGCGAAAAAAAAACAACAAUAAAAACAAUCACCAAAGCUUUUUAACAAAUAAUUGGAAACUGACACGGAAACUAUGCCAUCGGAGAGAAGGAGAGCUAAUCGCAGCAAUAACAACAACUUUAUGGCAACCCGGCACAGCUGUUGGAAAUGAUUGGGCGCCAUAAGAUAUAUGUGGAAUGGAGGGCAACUAAAUUGAAACAAAUAAAAAAACUAAAAGGUUUUAAGUUCUAAACAAGCCAAGAGAGAGAAAAAGGACCCCUCGCUGCCAGAGAAUAUGACCAAAUAAAAUUUUACUACCAAAAAAAGAAAAUCUUAAGAGUGAGAAAAUAGUGAAAACAAGUUAAUGGAAAACUUGGGAAAAUAUUUACAAAAUACUUAAUUAACAAAAACCGAAAAAAAAGGAAGAAGACUUUGCUCACAGAACGAAAAGUCCUAGUUUGAAAAAAAAAUCGAGAAAAAACCCGAAAGAAAACAACUACCAAAAACCCAUUUUGCAGCAAAACGCUUAACAUCCCACUCCAGCGACGUAAGGCAUUCAUUGCAGGGCGUUUAAUGCCAAGCACAGCAAGCAACAACUUCCUGUCUCGUUAGAUGCCAACAUUGCAAGCAGUCAGCCAGUCAAGCUAGAAAUUUCCCAACCGCACCUCACACCACUCCUUCUCCUGCUCCUCCUACUCCUGCUGGCAUUCUCCAAAACACACUCCAGAGAAAAAGUAAGCUGCUGCUUCGUAAAAGCAAAACAAAACUGGCAUCACCCAUAUCAUUGCAACACAAAAACCUCAUCUCCUGCUAGCCGGUAGCCCAUUUGCCCAAAAAGCAGCUGCAAACAUGGCGUUGGGAAAAUCCAUUAAAAUGUACCUGACUAUAUUCGUGGCCACCACAUGCAUGUACAUGAUACUGUAUCAGUAUCACAUAUCACGGCAGCCAAUGCCCCAGCCAGAAAUCAUAAAGCAUAAAGACAAAUCAAUAGCCAUCAAUGGUGGGGGCAUCAUAAAUGGAUACGGUGGUAGUUAUAUUCCUGCAUCAUCAUCCUCUUUAAACUCCGCCUCUGCCACAUUGUCAUUAAAUAGCAAUAAUAGCAACAAAAACAGCAAAUCUGCUUUAACACUCAUGUCAUCUCAUCAGCAACAACAACAGCAAACAUCAUCAUUGCCUCUAUCGUUCUUUACCCUGCCAAAUCGAACAACAAAAUUAUUCAAGAAAAUGAAUCUGUUCCUAUGGUCACCCAUGUCCCUGCUGUCCUCAUCGAGGGCGGCCAAGUCCCCCCAGAGCUCGGCAACAUCAUCAGCAUCAUCAUUAACCACAUCAUCCACCUCAUCAUUGUCAGCUGCAAUGCGUAUUGCCAGCCAGAAAAUGCAAUCAUCGUCAUCCUCAUACCCAGCUAUGGCCAAGGCCAAUGGAGCCCCUGCAUCUGCAUCUGCUGCUGCUUCAAUUGCCUCAGCAACUGUUGUGGAUUUAAAUAACACUUUAUUAACUUCAUCUACUUCAACAUCGUCGUCAUCGUCGUCGUCCUCCUCGACGUCUUCAACAACUACAACAACAUCGACCACCUCCUCGACCUCUACAACAACAACUACUACCACUACAAUACCUGCUGCCGCAGCCAGUGUCAAGUCCUCCUCCACCUCCUCUUCAUCAGCAUCAUCAUCAUUGUCGUCGCCCUCAUUGUCGGCAGCAGCAGCAGCAGCAGUCCGAACACAUCAAGACCACAACAAAAACAUAAAUAACAACAAAUAUUAUAACAACAACAACUACAGAGCAUCUUCACAAUCAUUAAUGGCCAAAGUAGAUACACCUCCCCUGUACAUUAUCACACCAACUUAUCGCCGUCCCGAACAAUUGGCGGAAUUAACACGUUUGGGUUAUACACUGAAACAUGUUGCCAACUUGUUGUGGCUGGUCAUUGAGGAUGCCAAUCGGACGUCGGAGAUGGUGAUACAGACUCUGAAUCGGAUUGGUGUGCCUUAUGAGUAUUUUUUGGCCCCCAUGCCCGAGGAAUACAAAAGUAAAAAGGCCAAACCCAGAGGUGUCUCAAAUCGCAAUCGUGGCCUUAGCUGGUUGCGUGAAAAUGCCACAGAGGGGGUUUUCUAUUUUGCCGACGAUGAUAACACCUAUGAUAUUAGCAUUUUUGAACAGAUGCGCUAUACCAAAAAGGUUUCAAUGUGGCCGGUGGGCCUGGUCACCAAAUACGGCGUCAGCAGUCCCAUUGUGAAGAAUGGCAAAAUUGUUGGCUUCUACGAUGGCUGGCUGGGUGGUCGAAAAUAUCCCGUCGACAUGGCGGGCUUUGCGGUGAGCGUGAGAUUUCUACACGAAAGACCCAAAGCGAAAAUGCCCUUUAAAGCGGGCUAUGAGGAGGAUGGUUUUUUGAAAAGUCUGGCGCCAUUUGAAAAUGCCGAAAUUGAGCUGCUGGCCAACAAUUGUACAGAGAUUCUAACAUGGCACACGCAAACAAAAAAGAACAAUGCUGCGGAAAAACUGAACAUGACCAAAUACGGUGAUACCAAUCUAGUGUUUAUAGAUAGAGCUCUUGUUAGGCCCUAAGGUAACGUUAAACAAAUUUUCAAGAUUAAUUUAAGGACGAUAUCUUAAGAUAACCAAACAACUAUGAAAGACAACAACCAAAGAUAGACAGUUUUUUUUUUUUUAAAUGGAAACCAAAAAUAGAACCACAAACCAAAUCAAGAAACCAAAUUAAAAAAAAAAAAAAAAAACAAAAUAAAAUAAAUCAUUUUAUAUAAAAAAAAGUGUGUAUAUAAAAUUAAAAAAAUAAAACAGAAACUACAAAGACAGUCCAAAAAAAGGCACAAAGUGUAAAGCUUUAUAAAAAAAUAUAUCCUCAUGAAAAAAAAAUAUAUAAAUAUGUAAAUAUUUUAUUUUUAAUUUUUUUUACAUAAAAAUAAAAAAAAUAUUUAUAUUUUAUAUAAUAAAAAUAAGUAAUAGUUUCACAAUAUUUUUUUGUAAAUAUAUAAAUAAGAUAAAAAUACGAAAUUAAAAAAAAAAAAACAAAUACUUUAUUAAAUUAACUUUAAAAUAAAAUAUUACACAUAAAAUGAAAAAAAAAAUAAAUAACUAUUAGUUAGACUGUCAGGUAUGAUAAAGGUGAGAAAGAGAAAGAAAUGGAAAUUUGAAAUACCCAAAAUUAAACAAUCAUUUUUGUAACAAAACAUAAAAACUAAAUAAAAAAAAUAUUAAAUAUUUAAUAUUAAUGUUUUUUAAAUUAUUUAAUUUAAUUUUUUAAGUUUUUUUUGUUUUCCAGAAAAUCGUUUUUUUUUUUUUGCCAGAAAAAUUUUAAUUUAAAUAUAAUUUAUUUAUAAA